AUGAUUAUUCCAAUUCGGUGUUUCUCCUGUGGCAAGGUCGUUGGUGAUCUUUGGGAGCGUUAUCUCCAGCUGUUGGACGAUGGCGUACCGGAUGGUGACGCUAUGGACCAGCUUGGCUGCAGGCGGUACUGUUGUCGGCGAAUGAUCAUGACCCACGUUGAUCUGAUCGAGAAACUUCUUCGUUACAAUUCCGCCGAGAAAGACCGUUCGAAGGCACAAGCAUAA
Molecule: messenger RNA, 225 nt
Organism: Penicillium bovifimosum
Lineage: Eukaryota; Fungi; Ascomycota; Eurotiomycetes; Eurotiales; Aspergillaceae
Product: DNA-directed RNA polymerase core subunit RPB10
Exons: 4
Coding region: 1-225 (74 amino acids)
Biological process (GO): tRNA transcription by RNA polymerase III; transcription by RNA polymerase I; transcription by RNA polymerase II
Cellular component (GO): RNA polymerase I complex; RNA polymerase II, core complex; RNA polymerase III complex
Molecular function (GO): DNA-directed RNA polymerase activity; DNA binding; zinc ion binding
Source: RefSeq, a predicted model, not a curated record